GCCUGGCCGGAGAGCUGGGCCCGGCCGGCCGCGCGCCCGUCGCCUUGACGACCGCGGCAAGAUGGCGGAGAAGCCUAAGACCCUGCCUCUGAGCCCCCUGCAGCUGGAGGAACUGCGCCUUUUCAAGAUUCAGACCCGGAUCGCUAAUGAAAAGUACCUGAGGACCCACAGAGAAGUGGAGUUGCUCAUUAGUGGUUUCUUCAGAGAAAUUCUGUUGCAAAGACCAGACAACAUCCUUGAUUUCGCUACCGAAUAUUUCGUGGAUCCAGCGCUUCCCAACAAGAUUCGCAUGCAGCUAAUUAAGGAGAAGAAAGCGGCUUAAUUAGCAGAAUCCUGAUGCUCAGCUGCUGAGGGCCCGAGGCCGGCCUCCUCGGCGCGGGUGGGCCUCGCUCCCACCGGCCUGUGCCCUGGUCAUCUGGGAGCAGGCGAGCCUGUGGCCACCAGCUUGCACGCUACCCUGGACUCUGGGCCAGGAAUGGGGGCUUUCAGAGUUGCUCAUUAAAGACAGACCUUCCUGAC
Messenger RNA from Sorex araneus (European shrew), 519 nucleotides. It is a transcript of the gene RIIAD1, whose product is annotated as regulatory subunit of type II PKA R-subunit domain containing 1. NCBI's taxonomy places the organism in Eukaryota, Metazoa, Chordata, Mammalia, Eulipotyphla, Soricidae. The transcript has 5 exons. The record is from RefSeq and is a predicted model, not a curated record. Bases 62 to 322 code for a protein of 86 amino acids.